This is a messenger RNA of Bombus terrestris (buff-tailed bumblebee), 2815 nucleotides long. Its product is annotated as metabotropic glutamate receptor 6. Lineage: Eukaryota; Metazoa; Arthropoda; Insecta; Hymenoptera; Apidae. Gene Ontology annotation, biological process: regulation of synaptic transmission, glutamatergic; G protein-coupled glutamate receptor signaling pathway. Bases 1 to 2751 code for a protein of 916 amino acids. The transcript has 11 exons. Gene Ontology annotation, cellular component: membrane. Gene Ontology annotation, molecular function: group II metabotropic glutamate receptor activity. The record is from RefSeq and is a predicted model, not a curated record.
AUGACGAUGGCGAUGGCGAUGGCGAUGGCGAUGAUGAUUCGCGUGCUAUGCACGACCAGCCUGUUCGCCGUCGUUCUGUCCAAUUCCGUCGAACGUUCUCCGCGUACGACUAUCGGGCACGGUCGGGUCCGGUACGCUAACGUGACGGGCGAGCUGCUGCUGGGAGGCCUGUUUCCCGUGCAUCGUAAAGGGAACAACGGCAAGAGUUGCGGCGAGAUACAGGGGGAAGACGGCAUACAACCGUUGGAAGCGAUGCUGUACACGAUCGAACGUAUCAACGAGAAUCCGCGGAUACUUCCGGGUGUGCGGCUCGGCGCGCUGGCGUUCGACACCUGCGAUCAUCCGAUCUACGCUCUGGAGCAGGCGUUCUACUUCGUGAAGGGUUUCAUGGCGCGCGAGAACCGUUCCAGCGAGGAGGGAUACCGAUGCGCGGAUCGCAGCGUGGCAAAGUUCUUAAACGGGGAGUUCGAACGCGUGGUCGCGGUGCUCGGCGCUCAAUCGAGCUCCGUCACCAUCCAGGUAGCGUCGGUGCUGGCUCUGUUCCCGGUGCCGCAGAUCUCGUACAUGGCCACGUCGCCGUUUCUCAGCAGCAAGGAGAGAUUCCCACGGUUUUUCCGCACGGUUCCGAGCGACGUGAACCAGGCGCGAGCGAUGCUGGAAGUUCUUCGCCGGUUCGAGUGGUCGUACGUGUCGGUCGUUUACACCGACUCGGAGUACGGAGACCACGGAUACGAGACGCUGGCUUCCUUCGCCUCGGAGUACUCCAUAUGCUUCAGCGCGCCGCAUCGAAUCAGCGAAGAUCGUUUCACCGACGACGAUUACGACAACGUGGUGCGCACGAUCGCCGAGAAGACGGACGUCCGAGUGGUGGUGUUGUUCGCGGAGAAGUCGACGACUCUGCGGGUGCUGGAGGCGGCGAGACGCGUCGGCGUCGGCUCGCGAUUCGUUUGGCUGGGCAGCGACUCGUGGCCGGAUAAUCGCGACGUGGAGACUCGAGAAACCGCGGUGUUGGAGGGUGCUCUCGCGGUUCAACCGCUGUACGCCCCGCUCUCCGGCUUCGACCAAUACUUUACGGGGUUGACGCUCGACCACGAGCGCGUCGAUCCUUGGUUCCGAGAAUUUUGGCGAACCUAUCACAACUGCACGGACGAGUCGGAGGAAACGACUAUCGCUGCCGCUUCCGACAGGCGGCACGUCGACUGCCAAGAUCCGAGAUUAAGGAUCGAGCGCAGCACCGGCUACAAACAGCGGAGAUUUCUGCAUUUCGUUCGAGACGCUGUAUACGCGGUGGCUCACGCUCUUCACAACAUGCGAACGGACGUUUGCGGCCAAGGUUCGGUCGGACUUUGCGACGAGAUGCGUCCUCCGAACAUGGACGCGUUCUUCGAAUACCUAACCAACGUGUCUUUCAAAGACGAAGCUGGCAACGCGUUCGAAUUCGUGGAUGCGGUCGACGGACCUCCGAGAUACUCCAUCCUGAAUUAUCAGCGCAAGGCAAACGGUUUCUAUCACUGGGCGGUCAUCGGCAAUUACACGCUGAACGAAGACGGGCAAGCGGUGUUGCGGCUGGAUCGGGACAAGUUGUGGUUUCGAGAGGAACGACCCGGCGACUUUCCGACGUCGUCGUGUUCCCGGCCGUGCGGCUCGAAUCGAAUCAUGGUGAGAAGUAAAGAGGACCCGUGCUGCUGGAGGUGUCAAAGCUGCGGUUUCUAUCGGUACAAGGUGGACGAGCUGAGAUGCGAAGAGUGCGAGCCGGGCACGAUUCCGACGAAGAACGGGUCUGGCUGCGAACCUAUCCCCGAACAGUUCGUCGACUACUCGAAUCCGUGGGCGAUCGUCGCGAUGACGGUAGCCGUUUCCGGUAUGGCACUGACCGCGUUCGUCUGCUCGGUGUUUUGGAUCUAUCGGCACACACCGAUGAUCAAAGCGUCCGGUCGAGAGCUGUCGUUUCUACUGCUGGUCGGUGCGUUCGGCUGCUUCUCGAUGACGUUCGCCGUGGUGUCCAAGCCCAGCGUGGAAAGUUGCGCCGUGGUCCGAUUCGGCAUCGGAUUCUGCUACACCAUUUGCUACGCCGCGCUCUCCACCAAGAUCAAUCGAAUUCACAGGAUAUUCAACGAUCCCGGCCGCAGUCCUCGCAAACGACGGUUCACCAGCCCGAGAUCUCAGCUGACGAUCGCGUCGAUCCUCGUUCUGGUGGAGAUCGCGUUCGACGUCGGUUGGCUGCUCAAGAAACCACCGGCGAUCCAACGCUCGUAUCCCAGCAGGGACGCGAACGUAAGGGUGUGUCGGGGCUCCGAAGACGGCUCCUACGUGAUCGGUUUGAUCUACCCGUUCCUGUUGACCGUCGCGUCCACGUUCUACGCGAUCAAGACGAGAAAGUGCCCGGAGGGAUUCAACGAGACCCGACGCAUCGCGUUCGCCAAUUACGCGACGAUCGUGCUGUGGCUGGCUUUCGUGCCCCUCUACUUGGCCUCCACGAGCAACGUCGUCAGGGUAAUUACUCUGGCGUUGUCGCUGUCGCUGAACGGACUGGUCCAGCUGCUCUGCCUGUUUCUCCCGAAGGUCUACGUGGUGCUGAUCAAACCGGAGAAGAACACGAGAGAGCUGGUGAUGGCGAGGCACUCGUCUCACCCGACGACGCCCGGUACGCCGAUCACGCCGGAGCUCGUGUCCGCCUCGCCGUCGUUCGUCGGCGAUCGAUCGAAACCGACCGUCGGCGACUCUCUCCGGUUCGAGCAAAUUUCCGCCUAACGCGCCGCUAGAUCUUUCGGUCACCUCGUUCCAACAUACACGAUGAUUUCUGCAUCGACGAGAA